GACCGGCAUGAUGGAGUGCCCAGCCACAGUUCCAGGCUGUCCCAGCUGGGAUCCGUCUCCCAGGGACCCUACUCCAGCGCUCCUCCGCUCUCUCACACCCCAUCCUCGGAUUUCCAGCCGCCUUACUUCCCACCCCCCUAUCAGCCUCUUCCUUACCACCAAAGCCAGGACCCUUACUCCCAUGUCAAUGACCCCUACUCCCUAAACCCCUUGCAUCAACCCCAGCAACAUCCCUGGGGCCAGAGGCAGAGGCAAGAGGUGGGAUCGGAGACCGGGUCACUGCUGCCGCAGCCUCGGGCCGCCCUGCCCCAGCUCUCGGGCCUGGACCCCAGGCGGGACUACCACUCCGUGAGGAGGCCAGAUGUCCUGCUCCACUCAGCUCACCAUGGCCUUGACUCCGGGAUGGGGGACAGCCUUGCCCUGCACGGCAUCGGGCACCCGGGGAUGGAGGAGGUCCAGUCAGUUGAAGAUGCCAAUAACAGCGGUAUGAACUUAUUGGACCAGUCUGUCAUUAAAAAAG
Messenger RNA from Nestor notabilis (Kea), 520 nucleotides. RefSeq names its product transcription factor AP-2-beta-like. Gene Ontology annotation, cellular component: nucleus. The record is from RefSeq and is a predicted model, not a curated record. Gene Ontology annotation, molecular function: DNA-binding transcription factor activity. NCBI's taxonomy places the organism in Eukaryota, Metazoa, Chordata, Aves, Psittaciformes, Psittacidae. The annotation marks the transcript as partial. The transcript is spliced from 2 exons. Gene Ontology annotation, biological process: regulation of DNA-templated transcription.